UGCUAUGCUAGUGUGGACAUUCUCGAUGGUGAUGGAGAAGAUGCAGCUCGCUCUCUGGCCUGGGAAAAGCGAGAUUUUAACCACAUAAAACACAUCCCUGCCACACAGCGACGAUACCAAACCAUGGCCGGGAUUAGACGGGCAACCGGGAAAUACCCUGGCGUCAACCCCGCCGUCAGUUGCUGCCGUCUGCGUCAGGUUCAGUCUCUGCUCAGUGAGGGUGAUACUUCCACUUCUGAUGGCGUCCUGUGCUCUCUUGGAAUUGACAGCAGGUACAACGAAGGCUGCACAGAGCUGGCUAAGUACCUCUUCUAUGGCCUCUAUGGAAGAAGUCCCUUUACCAUGGAACAUUCCCUGGAGGGAUUCUCAGAGGACAUGCUGGAUGACGUCAUCCUUCUGAUCAAAGCGGAGUGUGUACACCUCUACUGCAACCCUGUCAACUUCAGCUACUUGCUGCCUUACGUGUCGCACUGGAGGAACCUGCACCUCUACUGCAUGACGGAGGUUGAGUACCAGGAAGAAGAGGCGGCAGAGGAAUUCAAGAUAUCCAGUUUUGUCACAAUGGUGCAAGACUGCCAUCGCAUCGGUGUGCCCUACAGCUCCCUGGGACACGUGCAAAAGUUUGACAUCUUCAUGGUGGAGAAGUGGCCCCUAAUCCAAGCCUUUGCUCUGGAGGGCAUCGGCGGAGGAAGCUUUUUCACCAUGAAGUACAAGUUGUCAGACAUGAGCGAGCAGCUGUGGCAGCUUUACAGCCGACUGGACUCAGUGUCUCUGGACCAGCUGCUGGCCCAGGAUUUGAGCAGCUUUGAGAGGCAGUGGAGCAGCUUUUUCUCCCGGAUGGAUCUGGAGAGUCACAUGUCCAUCUUGGAGCUGUCGGAGGCUCAGGCAGGAGAGGCCUUCCGUAUGUAUUACUGCCACGGACUCAUCUCAAGCAACAUCUCAGACAAAAGUAAGGACCGGCAGCCAUUCGUGUUGUUUGGGGCACACUCGUCCUCAGAAGACAUGGACAGUUACUCCUUCAACUUUCCCUCUGAGAGUCAUCAAGUCCGCAACACGGGACCUACUAGCGGGGCAGCGAGACACAUGAUAUUGCAAUGUGUUGCCCCAAGAGGAGCGUUAGCUUGCUGUCGGACCUAUUUCUUUGGAACCACGCACACCCCGUACCUUGGGAGUGAGCGCACAAAGCCCCAAAAAAUGGAAGUCUUGCUUUUGUCUCGCGUUUACUCAGCUGCGGUGCAAGCGGUUCUCGCAGGAGUCAAAUGCUUCUCCAGCACCUCCAGUGUCACAAAGGCUAAAGAUGUAGCGGAGCACACCUUACUGGCCACUUUGGACUCUUCAAAUUUAAGUGCAUACUGCAGUCUUCUCAGAUCCAGAUGUGAAUUUAACAUUCAGGCGGCCAAUAAGCAGGGAAGGCUCCUUCCUCUAACUGAUGCAGCGAGCCACUUUGUCAUUAAAACAGCCUCCAUGACGGUCCGUGACAUCCCAGACCUGCAAGGCGAUGGGGGCAACCUGGGCUCCGUGGUCUUCUCUGAAGCUUUCCUUGAGUCCGUUAUCAGUAUUCAACACAAAGAUGGCGCCGUGUCCUCAGACAGCUGCUACACCAUCCUGACUGCCGCCGUGCCUCGCUAUGCCUGCUGGAUGAUGGAAGCUGAUGUCAAGCAGUCUGAGCGGACACAACAACUCACAAAGAAUGAGGAAAACACUUGUCUGGGCAGCGCUUUAACCGUAGCGGACGCGGCGUACGUGUUGUCAAGCAGCCAUCUGUCAGCGCCUGAAGAUGGUAAGGUCAGCUUCUUCUCCAGAGGACUGCUGUUUGUCCACUCUCAGUAUGGAAGCAUCACUCUCUCCCAGGAACACGUCGGCACCAUCAGGUUCUAUGACCCGGACCCCAGUGCGGUCUUGUCUCUCUUUGUGGACUACAAGAACAGCCUGCUGCCCCACUUGCCCUUCCCCCUCCACAGCUCUGACCAGUGCCUGGUCUUUGCCCUUCAACCCAGGUCAAAGAGCUACAGGUGCUUCUACUCCAAGGUUUUGCCAGAGUGGCAAAGGACUGAAUCUGGACUUGCCGUCCACUCGGUGGACCAGGAUCAGUUGACGUGGAGCCACAAAAACAUGCACAGCAGGCUGCAGCAGCUGCAUGAUGACCAGGAGCCUCCAGUUGCCAAACGUAGAGGCACCCUCAAGACAUUACAAUCACAUCUGCCAGAGCAGGACUUGUUUCUGCAGCACUUUUCCCUGAGCAGCAUCGGUGACGAGCCAAUAUUGUCCGACCAUCUGGGGGCCCUCUUCCCUUCCGUAGAGCUGAGCAGAAACUCCAGUAGCCAGGGAGACGCCAAGGUCAUCAUCACCAUUCUUAGCGGGGUGCCGGGGAGCCACAAGGAGACACUCUGCAACUUCCUGGUUCGGCUGAACAGAGAAUACGGAAGGUGGUUGGUGUAUCCGUCCGCUGCUGAUCCCUGUGACAUCUUCUCAGCCUCUCACCUGCAGGACUUUCUGUCUGACUUGGUAGAGAACCAAAAAAGGACGCAGGGAGGGAAGUGGCGCUUGUUGGUCCUCUCACCCGGAUAUGCAGAUGUUCUGGAUGUUGUUCGGGCUUUGCUUUUCCACCCGGACCCCGUUGUCCAGGCCCGUUUCACCAUCGGCGCUGUCGCUGCCUGUGUUGAUCCACUCGCCUCCUGCAUGGAGCACAGGUUUGCCUUCCCUAAACUGUUGGAGCAGUGCAGUCAAGGUAUCAUAAGCAUAGUUGUGUUCACCGGGCCCGCGGCAGAGCAGAAGCAUCCCCUGGUGCAGCACGUUCAGCAGCUGGUACGCACCGCCAACCCCACGGCAGCCUUUGUCCUGGCAGCAAGGGGAGCUGUCACCAGGAGUGAAGAUGUCAAGCUAAUUUUGUCCGAGAGCAGCUUCAGUGGACCUCAAAUGCUGAGAGCACGUUAUGUCCUCUACCCAGGCUGGUGCACGGGGCGCUUCAAGUCUGGCUCUGGGUCUCUUGUCCUCACCCAACAUCGUGUGGCUUUCAGCCGGCCUCUGGAGAGGCCUCUUUUUGUUCAACGCUGCAAAGCUUUCAAGGCAUCGCUGAGGCCGAGCCCUUUUCGAGGGAAUGUCUACAAUCUUUCUGGAAAAGUCAGGUUUUCUGACUCUCAGCACAUGAUGGACGUGAGCUACAACACUGUGAGCGGCAACCUCAUUAUCAUCCCGGAGCAGGGCGUCGACCCCUUGAUCCAGAGGGGCGUUCAAAGGAGCGACGCCUCCUGUUUCUUGAUCUUUGAUGGGGUCGGCCUGGCUGAGAACGGACUCAAGGACUGGCUCAGACUGUGCACCAAGCAGAAACAGACCAAGAAGCCUAAAAAGACCGAAGAAACUCUUUCACCGCAGGAAAUCAAGAACAUUCAUAUGAGCAGACAUUUGGACCCAUUACCACCAGGAUUCUUCUACAACGGCUAUCACUAUGUGGGCAUCUUUGGAGAGAAAAGCAACUGCCAUCCCAACAUGAAUGAGUUCAUCAAGGAGUACGUGGCCGAGGCCAACAAAGACAUCGAGCUGUACAACCGCCAGCUGGAGCUGCAGGUGCAACCGGACCUGUUUGAUCCUUGAAGGCGAGCCGCUUGUCAGUCCGCGCUAUCCGUCCGUCUUAAUUUAACGCCUUGGGGAGGGGAGGAGUCAAAGAGGGCACAGGGGUCACUGAACACUUCACUCCAAAUCCUUUCUUUCUGGUGCCUAAUGCAGGCACGCUUUGGAUAAGUUGUGACGUGUGUUUGCAGCAUGAAAGUAGACCACUACUCCACCAGCUUCACAACCUCGCACAAUCUAAGGGAAUUUCCAUUCCAAUUUCCGACAACUCUCCUGCAGCUUGCGCCUUUGUGUUUAUCGCAAUUGGCAAGUUAAUGCCUCUAUUUCUGGCCCGGCAUGGAUAGCCGUGUGAUUACGCUGGGCUCCCCGGUGGGGUUUCUCAAGAAUUGUCGUCACCCUAUCCACAGAGCACCUGUCUGCUGGUCUGCGUGUUGCGCUCAGCCGCCAAGAUGUAAACACAGCACAAUCUGUGUGGUGUUGAGGCAACAACGCUACACGCCAGCCCCGUGCUUUAUUUUAAGACUUCCCGCCGCGAAUCUAAUGAAAGUGCAAUUAAGCAAACGUGCGUCCCCGCAGCGUCGCUUUAGAACAGCUGAGGCCGGUGUUUUGUGUCCACCAGAAUCUUCUCCUCUGUUACCAGGAAGAAAGCAGACUCUAGAGAUAGAUGCAAGCUAAGCCUCACUGCAUGUGACAACAUUGGUCGUCUCCAUUUGUUUCACAUUCCUGUAUUUUAUCUAGACAGAGCAAAACUUGUUCUCUGUUCCUAUACACAGCAAUACAAACAGGAACUAGGGUAAAGGUUAAAGGCCUAAACAUUUAGAGGGUCCUUGUUUUCAUCUAAAACAGGGCCAGAAUUGUAGAAAAACUUUUUUUUUUUGCUGUCUAAUCACUGAGACGUUCUAUGUUGCUGCUAAAGCGCUACACCGUUCACCUGAUUACAAAACAACCGUGCUGUCACUGCAAAAACAUCACUGAUUGAGGUAAAUGCUUUUUAAUUACUUAAAAACAUUUUUUUUUUAAUAUAACCCCUCGAGCAUUUUGGGGAAAACACCAUUUCAAACAUAGUGUUAUAGCACAAUGUGUGAUAGAAGACAUCAAUUUAAAACGGACUGGACAGAAAUGCAGCACAUUUCAAUUUGGCUUUUGACCCCAGCUACCGAGUGUUUAAAAUAACGUGUUUUCGUCACAUACAAAGUACAGACUAAUGCUGCUUUCAGGACGACUGGGGAUGUCGGAAAUUUUCCACAAGCAGAGGUCUAAACACAAAACAUAUUGGUCAAAUGUCAGCAACAAACAUGGCUGACGGCCAGUAUAAGCUAGCAUCUGUAAAUGUCAGCAAUCCUGACAAUAAAACUACCGGUAAUAUGUUUUCUGUAUUUUAAGUAAAACCAAAUAUUGGUUUUACUUAUAUAUAUAUAAUAUAUUUUUUUCAAGCCAAUACCGAUAACUUCCUGCUUCUCAAGACAGAUGCCGAUAACCGAUAACUUAUAUGUGUGUAUAUAUAUUAAGUGGUUUUUUUUUUUUUAAAUGUAGAUUUAACUGUGGGGUUUGUGAACACCAAAGUUUGGAUGUAUACCGAGUACCAGCAUUUUUUGGUUCCGGUUCCGAAUUAGGUCGGUCAAUGAGGACCGUGAAAAUUGUGGACUAACGAUACUGCUCUGGGUAUUUUUUGCUCUGGCUGACUGACGUAAUUAUGACACGCUGUCACAUUCAGUUCAGCUGCCACUGCUACACUAUACAAUUAGCUUUGAAUAAUGACAAAUAAGGAAGCAACACCACACAAAAGUUUGUAACAACAAUAUUUCCUCCCAAAAGUUCCUCAAAGUCAUGCACGCUGUAUCAGUUUGAAGUGAAUACACUUUACUCACGACGAGUCAUGACCGCGUUUUAUCAUCCGUCCUCCUAGCGAUUCAUUAAUCCACAGGCCAAUAUUAAUCCACUCAAAAAAGUGAAAAAUUGAGGUUUAAUAUAAUAAUCCAUAAAGUUGCUUCGAAGCAAGAUAGCAUCCGCUGUGACUGACAAGUCUCUGGUUGCCGCGCGUUUGCGUGUCAUUAAAACACAUCUUCCUGAAAUGUGUUUUAGUUCAUUCUGUCUCUUGACUACAAACUGGACGAUCGAGCAUUACACUUGCUCAGUGAGUGUUUUUAUUCAUAUAAUACACACACAUACAUCGGUAGCUGUCAACACUCCGGCUUUGGGUACGUCACUCAAAUAUGUCUGUUUGCAACAUAAACACAAAUAACAAUUCCUAUUGUUACAAUAUGCACACCAACAUAACAUGCUUAUUGAUUUAAUAAUAUAUGUGAUAUAUCAUGUAAAAGGUCUGUUCUUUGCACAUGAAUGCCAUAUAUAAAUAUUAUUUGCAGCUGAGUGUAAUUGUAAUGAAUAGAAACAGAGUGAUGGAUCUGUGUGGUCUUUACAAUAUGAUAUAACUGCAUUUCACCUUGCACUCCACACAUAGUUGACUUCUUUAAGACUUAAAAAAACAGGUGUUGAUUAUAUACUUCCCUACUCUGAUAUGUUACAGUACAUCAUGUUGGAGGUGUUGUGGUUUAAUAUUUGCUAGUCUAAAUGCUAAUUGAAAUGCAUUUUUUCACAUCUUUACUUCCACAAAUUACAUGUAGUACCGAUAAACACUGGUAUCGAUAAGGGUAUCGUACUGAUAAAAUCUUAAUGAUAUACAAGAAAGACUCAAUCAAAGGUGGAUCUGACAAACCGUACCUGUAGAUUUGUCCUGACAAAAGCCAGUGACUUCAACGAUAGUAAAGGGCUGGUCGUCCAGCGCCAUAAUUUCCAUGAUGAAAUCGAAGAUCGCUAUUGCCGUCAGGUCGUCACCGGUAAAUGUUUUGCACUUUUCAAACACUGCAGCAAUAAGAACUAG
Molecule: messenger RNA, 6448 nt
Organism: Nerophis lumbriciformis (worm pipefish)
Lineage: Eukaryota; Metazoa; Chordata; Actinopteri; Syngnathiformes; Syngnathidae
Gene: dnaaf9
Product: dynein axonemal assembly factor 9
Source: RefSeq, a predicted model, not a curated record